AGCCGGGUCUUGUUCAAGCUGGCAGCCCGCCUCCGCCUCGCACGCAACUCUUGCCUCUGCGGUCGCGCGAAUCAACCCGGCGUCCCACGCUCGGACAAGACCUGGAACCCACGGCCAUCAGCGAUGGUAGCUUGUUGGAGAGGCGUCGCCCGCGUGCUCGACGGCACCCGGGGACAAGAUGUCCUCUUUGAUCAGAACGGCGGCGCCCUCGCGUCCGCGAAGGUGGAUUCCGCCACGUGGACCGCGCCAGCACCGAGCCCCAGCUACGGCCUCGUGACGAAGUUCGAGAAGCAGCCGAAGGGUCCGAAGAUACCCGAGCAGAUGAUGAACGAGAUGCACGAGCUGCGGGAUCGGCUGAUCGAGUCGGAGCAGGCGAAGAAAAGGGUGCGCGAGGCGGAGCAACGCCCCCGCCUCGGCGCAGAGCCGCCAGAGCCUCGCAGGGCUCCGGAUGUGAUCGUCACCGAGGAGGCCGCUGGCAAGCGCAGCCCGGAGUGCGGAGACAGCGUGCGCAUCGGCUACUCCGUCGUCCUGGCGGGGGAGGACGCGCCGAUCGUGGACAUGUGCCCGGAUUUCGAGUACGUCAUCGGGGGCGGCCCCCGAGGCACCGGACAACUCACUGCGGAUGCGCUCGAGCGCAUGUUGGCAAAGCUGCGCAGGGGCCAGAUAGCUUCUAUGCAAUGCACCCUGGGCGACCUGUUCCUCCCUGGAUCGCCUCAGGUUAGGGAGCACGGGGCAGAGACGCGUGCUGUGUGCGAGGCAAGGCUCUUCGAGAUUUACCAGACGCGAGAUUGUUCCUUCCAGAAGGGAGGGGGAAAGGUCUUCAAAGAGGUAGUGAAGGAGGGCGUGGGGGCAUGGUGCGACACUCCGACCGACGAGGGGACGGCGCUCUUACGCGUGGAGGAGGUCACGACCGACGACGGCACCAGACUGUACCCGCUCGGCGGUGAUGCUCCCAUCGAGCAGUGGGUGGUCCCUGGCAACGGACAGGUCUGCGACGCUCUCGAGUGCGCCGUGCUCGAGAUGCGGCAGCACGAGACGGCGCUGGUCACCUGCUCGGAUCCUGCCUUCUGCGCCGGCGGCCAGCCCGAGCUGGAGGCUGCCCCAGGGGGAGGGGCCACGUACCGCGUGACGCUCCUCGACUACACGAAGGGCCCAGACGUCUGGAACUUCCCGGAGGAGGAGAGGCUGAAGUUUGGAGAGCGGCGCAAGGCGAUCGCCAAUGCGCUGUUCAAGAAGGGCCGCUUCCGGCUUGCCCACGAGCGGUACCGGCGCGUUGAGGAGUUGUUCCACCACCUGGACCGCCCCAAAGGGAGUACCGUCAGCCCAGUGAGGGACAGGUUCCUGGGCAAGCCCGAGCUCGCCCAGAGCUGCAGGGAGCUCAGGAGCGCCUGCCGGCUCAACAUGGCGGCCUGCUGCCUGAAGUUCGGCGAUCCCUCGAGGGACAGCAGCGGGCGUGCGACCUGGUGCUCGCGGCCGAGCCGGAGAGCCGCAAGGCGCUGUUCCGGCGCGCGCAGGCCUUCGCGCAGCAGAAGGACUUCGUGCAGGCGUCCCUAGAUCUCGAGCGGUUGCUCGACAUCGACGGCAGCAUUGAAGAGGCACGGGCCCUCUACAAGAAGGUGCAGGUCGCGCGACGCGUAUCUCGGAGCGGCAGCGGAAGAGCUUCCACUUCGGCGCCACGUUCGGCGGGAUGCAGGACCCACGCUCCGUCAAAUGGGACUACACGGAUGCCGCCAUGGACGGCCCUGGCAUGGAGGCCGUGCCGAUAUCGUCGCACUUCCAUCCGAAGAAGGCGCUUGCGAUCAAGGCUUGAUACCAUGGCGUCACCACUUCGCAGCUGCAUGGGUAGUCCGAAGCUCAGGCAAAUCUACUUCGAUCAUUUCCCCGAACUGGCGCACUCGCUCAGGGGUACUUGCAUCAGUCCCCUGGAGAUGCCCAGGAUUGCCGCGAGCACUAAUGCCCCCGCUGGCCGCUACCCUGCCUUGCCGCUGCUUCCAGUGUCGCGAACGCUGGUUAUCGCAGUUGUUCCUUGUUUUGUUUAUCGCAGGAGUUCGUUGCAAUCUUUAGCGAGUAUGUUGCCAUGCCGCGAUUGCUCGCUGUUGUCGCAUACCGCUAGUUUGUUUUGCCCUCAUAGGCCGCGAUCGCUGGUUGCCGCCAUUGGCCCUUUCCCAAACAUCCUGUGGUGGCGGGUCCUCGUUUUGAAGUGACAGCGCCUCACGUUCCUCCUUCCUUCUCCUCCCCCUCCCUUCUCCUCCAUCAUCAUCAAUGUCUCCUAAUUC
This is a messenger RNA of Prorocentrum cordatum, 2276 nucleotides long. The record is from the annotation of a GenBank genome assembly. NCBI's taxonomy places the organism in Eukaryota, Dinophyceae, Prorocentrales, Prorocentraceae.